Lactuca virosa is the source of this 1077-nucleotide messenger RNA. The record is from the annotation of a GenBank genome assembly. NCBI's taxonomy places the organism in Eukaryota, Viridiplantae, Streptophyta, Magnoliopsida, Asterales, Asteraceae.
AUGAACGGCGAAUCUCAACCUUUUUUGUUUCAUCCUCUCUGGGCAUCUAGACGGAGAAAGAAGGGACGAGUGUAUCCGGGCCAUGAUCCGAUCCAUAUUUUAUCUGUAUAUUCCGGCAGAGCAUAUCGAUAUCGGGAUCCCUCCAAGCCGGCUCUGGGACAGCAUCAAAAGUCCUUCGUUCCUCCUUGCAAUGAGCAGGGACCAGGGAAGAUGUAUGAGGCUGGUAAGGGUAAAGGCACUAUCGGACAUGGGAUUUUUUAUAUAGAAAAUACUCCUCGUGUAAAUGGAAGUAUGUCACAUGGGUGUGGCCUUAAAUUCAUCCAUGAACCACUGCUUCUCCAUAGAAAAUCCACGAAUUUGGCCGAGUUGGCUCUAAUUCAAUGCCUGUCUCCAUCGAGAGUUCCCGGAUAUGCUGGGAAUCCUCUCAAGGAUGGAGGUGGUCGUCUAAGAACUGCUGGGUCCAGGAUAGUUCACAGUGCUCAUUCUAUCGAUACUGGGAAAGAAAAAAAAAGAAUGUUUACACUCAAUUUUCAUUACGAAGAUGUAUCACGUCAGGAUCCGUUGCUCAAACCGAAUCACGCCAACGUUAUGGAAGUUCCUGGAUCGUGUAAAAUAAGAGUAGUACCAAAGGCAGCACCCUCUGAUUUCAUAAUAAAAAAUGGAAAAUUGGCUAUGGAGAUUCCGUGCGGUCAGAAAUUAAUACAGACACAAAGGGCUUCGACAGGAAAGGAGUUUCGAUCCAAUCCAUUCUUGGGAAAAAAUCAAGACAAAAAAGGAUAUGUCAGUGACCUAGCACGGCAAAGCACUCUCCGAGGGCAUGGAAUGUCUCAUUUUUUGGUAAGAAUCUCCGCAGUAAUGUCUCUGUUAGAUUUUCCGGUCGAAAUACGGGAAAAGUCCAUUCAAUUCUUGAUGGAAAUGGAGUUUUGCGAAUUCUCCCCGGAACUGGAAGAUCAUUUCGAGAUCUUCGAACAUAUUCGAGGGUUCAAUGUCACUAUUGUAACUUCGGCCAACACACAAGAUGAGACUUUACCACCGUGGAGCGGCUUUUUUCAAAAAGAUGAGGGGGAAAGUCAGUAA